Messenger RNA from Epithele typhae, 1080 nucleotides. RefSeq lists its product as uncharacterized. Bases 1 to 1080 code for a protein of 359 amino acids. The record is from RefSeq and is a predicted model, not a curated record. NCBI's taxonomy places the organism in Eukaryota, Fungi, Basidiomycota, Agaricomycetes, Polyporales, Epitheliaceae. The transcript has 5 exons.
AUGAGCUCUUCUUGCUUUCCUCUUCCUAGUUCUUACGCCGUUGCAGAGAUCGACCUGGAGUCAAGUUUUCGCAGCAUCAUUGACCCCAGUGCGCAUCUGGCAGCACGGGAGAUCAAGACGACCAAGUGUCUCGUUUACCUACACUCAUUACAAGAACUUCCAGCACCCUAUGCUCCGGACUUCGUGUACUACGUCUACCUCGUCGGCCCCACCCUCCGCCCCCAGAACCCCUCCCUCUGCCUCACGACGGACAUGUGCACGCCCAUCUUCCCGAACACCGCCCACCCGACCGGCCGGGCGCCGAUCCGCCCCGACCCCGCCUUCCCGCUCGCGAACUGCGCGCACUGGGCCGGGCCCGACGCGGCGCUGUGCGUGCGCGUCAAGCGCGGGCGGUACGCGCGCGCGGAGGCCGUCGAGCUCCCGGACGACGAGUACCUCCGCCUGGAGCGCGACCGCGCGGAGGACGCGUUCCGCGCGCGGAGCAUCGCGGCCGAAGUCGCGGUCAAGCUCGAGCGCUCGUCGACGCCGUCGUCGCUCUGCUCUUCGUCGACCACCUCGCUGUCGUCGUCUUCGAUGGGCUCGUGGGACGACCUCGCGGACUUCGACUACGACCUGUUCGAGCCCCGCGAGGGCCCUCGCAAGUGCCACAUACCGGUCGUGAACAUCUGGCUCGACAUCGAGGCGCACCUGCCCCCAGGGCACGUCCCGGACCCCGUCGAGUUCAUGCGCCAACACGAGGCGGUGUCUCAGCUUCUGCGCGAGUACCGGACGCCCGAAGUGGUCACCAUCCGGCUCGACCUCGGCAUGAUGCGCCUGUCCGACUCGUCCAGCGAAGACCGCGCCCGGCAACUUCCCGUGGCGCUCGCGCGCCAGCACUCCUACCUGCGCCGUCUCCCGCGGCGUGUCCCCCUGCCCGCCGCCGCCGCGGACGACGACGAGAAACAGAGUUUGUCUACGGCCGGCAGGGCUUCCGUGGCGGAAUACAAGGCGAGACCCGGGGCAGGCCUGCGAGGUGUCCCCAACCGGUUUCUCGCCGCGCUCGCGGCGCGUUGCUGUAUGCCGUCCGCGUGCGAACCGUAG